UUUUCCCAAAGCAUUAUGUUCAUUUAGAUGUAAAAGUGAAAAUAUCAGGCUACAUCAGAUUGUGACAGUCCUAUUUGACACUGUCAAUGUUAUCUGGAAAGUUAUCUUGUAAGUCAAUAUUUGAAAUUUGUACUGUAGCUCACUCAGUCUGUUGAAGGAUUUAUUGUCGCUGGGAAUAAUCGUGUAAUCGUUUAAGUUGUUAAGUAUGUUCACGUUGAGUUAAAGACUAUAAAUGGUGACAGUUUCUUCAGUUUAUUAGAGUGAAUCAUACACACGUUAAUGUCACUGCCUUAUUUGGUUGUGGGAUUUUGUUAUGUGUAGUGAAGGGAAACUUGACUUAAUAUCUGCAUCUGUCACAUGGUUGUUGGGACAGUGUGAAUUAAGGAAACUGUCGGCUGCAUGCCGUUGUAAAGGUGCAUAGCAAAAGCUUUUGUGAUAUUUUACAGGUAACUGAAGGAGGUUUGUGCAGUCUCGUAAGAAGACUGACAGAACUGAGAAGACAGACAGGAAAGUAUUAGCUUGGUGUACAGACGGAUUUUAAAUAUUAUUUUUAGACAGUGAGUUAAAGGCUAUUUGGAUUAAAAAGAAAAGGUUGACCAUUGAAAAAAAAAGAAAUUGUUCGGAUUAACAUUCGUGUAGUGGGGACUUAUCUGUUACACACAAAGGUGUUACAGUUGACAGACUAUAAAAAAAAACAGAGGAAAAUAGUUGCAAGACAGAAUAUAUAAAUAAUUAGUAAAGGCCCGUCAACAACCUGAUGUCAGAAUGUACUUGUCUGCAAUCAUAUGUUGUGUGGUGAUUACUACCUGUAUAGAAGCCAGGGGUACUCCUCCCAAGAUCUCCAUACCACAGGGCAAUAACUGGCCUAAACCCCUCGAGUACAUCCGUAAGGGCAACAACCGCACGUUCUCUUGUGUUGCGACUGGGUCUGCACCACUCAAGUAUGAAUGGAGAUUCAAUGGAGAAAAGUUAAAUGCUCGCGAGAAGGAAGCUAGAUUUGACCCCAACACUGGAUCUCUGUUUAUUGGAGAGUAUUUUAACGAGCAACUGACCGGAGACUAUCAGUGCGUCGUAUCCAAUGAAUACGGCACGUCUAUGACACCAUACUUACGUAUUGCAGCAACAGUGGCCAAUGCGUUCCCUGGUGGGGAUGGAUUGUUCCCAGACAAUGUGGAGGCGUACAGGAGCAAUUACUUGAAGAUGGACUGUAUCAAUGUCCCCAAGAGUGUCCCGGCAUGGACAUUCAACUGGCAGAGAGGCAAAAUGGUUGCUAACACUUUGUCAGACACCAACCCAGUGAGCGUUGGAGAACGUAUGAUUAUUGACCCAAAUGGCUCUCUUCACUUCCUGUGGGUGGAGAUGUCAGACAAUGGCUAUAUCUACGCCUGUGAGACAAAGAACGAGAUCAUCUUGAUGGACGUGAGGAACACACACACCAUGAAACUCAAUGUGCAGUCAGGAACUGAACGAGACCGGACCCCAGAGCUCAAGUACAGCAGUGAUGUGACAGUGAUGGCGGGGGACACUGCAGAACUGACCUGUAUCUUCACAUACUACUCUUCUAGAGGUGAAAAGCUGGACAUUACGUGGACUUUUAAUAACAAAGAAGUGGGUCAUGGUUCAAUGCUAAGGUUGCCCAAUAUCAAGGUUCCUGAUCAGAACCAGAACAGUGAGGGAGAAUAUGUGUGUGAGGCAAAACUGGGUCUACUACAGCCAGUGAGGGGAAAAGUGAACUUGAAAAUUACAGCGCCCCCAGAUUUCAUCAGAAACAAAGCCCCUGCCCUGACGUCAGUCCCCGUGGGUCAGGACGCAGUGUUCCACUGCGGGGCCACCUCACACAAGUCCUACAUGAAGCCCCCAGUGUGGAUGGUCAACAGCAAGCCACUGAUAGGAUGCUUUCCCAACCACUUUGACUGCGGAGCUAGUGGGGACGGCUUUUCCUACUGUAUCCCGGACAAGCAGGUGUGUGAUUCCAAUCCGGACUGCCCUAACCAACGGGACGAACAGAAUUGUGGGGUAACAAUCACAUGUGGUGAGGGUACUAAACCUUGCAAGGGUCAUUGUAUCUCUGUGGCCAGUGAGUGUCCAAUGGUCAUGCCAACAUGUACAUUCCCUGGAUUCGGGUGCGACAACAACAAGUCAUGUCUGCAGGGUAACCAAGUCUGCAACGGCAAAAACAACUGUGGGGAUGGCUCGGAUGAGUUGGGAUGUGCUGGCGGAGCAGUGAUAGAGCGCGGGCAAUUCCGGUUGAACAGUGAGCGUACAGAGUUGACCCUUCCCAAGGUGAAGAUGGAGAAUAUCACGUGUUUCCAGUGCCUGGUACAGAAUGAGUAUGGCGUGCUCUUUGGCGACGGAUGCCUAACUCCUAUUGAUAAAAUUAAGCUGACAAUACCUCCCAAUGACACGUACUACACGCAGCCUGACAGUGUGAUCAAUGUAGGAGUGGACGCCACAACAGACGUUGAUUGGAUGAACCAGAUGGCCUUCAAAUGGUACUGGUACCGGCCCAAGGUCGUAGAGAGUGGGCCCAACGAGGGACAGGAGAUCAUUGUACGAGAGCAGCUUCCGCCAACAGACAUGUACAGGGACUAUUUCUCUGUAUCUCUAUCUGGCAAGAAUCUGACCAUCACGAUACCGAAAGUAGAUCGCGAGGCAUCUGACAAGACCCAGUAUGACCUGUACAACGUACUGACUACAGACAGACUAUUCCAGGUUGUUGUGGCACAUAAAUAUGACUCUGUGGAGCGCAAUUUCACCGUCACUGGAGAGAAAGUAGAGCCACCAAUUGUGAAGCCAGUGGUAACAACGGCCAGCUUCAACCUGUGGUUUAUAGCUCUCAUCUUGGCUAUUCUUAUCCUGUUUAUAGUAAUAGCUCUCAUAGUGUGUUACAUGUACAGGAACAGAGGUGGCACCUAUCUAUUGGACAAGAAAGAAAAGCAAGCUGGUAACAACCCAGUUGAAGAACUAAAGAAUGAUGGCUUCAAUGAUGUGGGAAGAAUAGGUGAUGACGAUUACAAUGAUGCACCUGACACGGAGAAGCUCUCUCUGUCUGAAAGUGUGAAACCGUACGAUUCUGAUGAAGAUAUUACCGAAGAGUAUGGUGGAGAUUUUGACGUCAGUAAAUUUAACGAGGACGGUUCAUUUAUAGGACUCUAUGGUGAUAGAAAGAGCAAGUAUGGAAAUGAAUCAAAGGAGGCAACGGUGUAGUGGAUUUAGUUCAAAUAAAUGUUAUUUAAUUCUCAUUUUGCUGGUAUUUUAUGCAAGCGUAUGGACCAAUAAAGUGCAUUAUAGCAUGACAAGCUGUCUUGUUUAUUGUACGUUUUACUUGAAUCUUUGGAUUGUGCCAUGCCGUCACAAUUUCAAGUUUUUUAUUCUAGAGUGUGAAUGAAUGACUAUUUUCACUUUUUGUACAGUUUUAAGAUCAUUUAGCUUUUUUAUGCAGAUGUGACCCUUAAACAUAGAACUGUAGUGUAAAUUAACAUACAAUCAAUUAUUUAAAUUCUAUGUAAAAAUAAAUUAUUUACUUGUCAUAUAUAUGAUAUAAAAUAUCACAACAUAGUAUGGGUUGAUUAUGAAAGUGUAAGCUUUUAAUGUACUCUAAUCUGUGUAUUGUCACAAUGAGAUAAUGUCGAGUCCUUUAUGUCUAAAUAAACUUCCUCUUGUACAUUUCUUAAAGUUUUAUAAGGAAAGCUCAUUUCAGAGAUGCGCAGCAAACAUGCAUUUAUCGCUGAUUAUAUAUUAAUUUUACUAAUACUUACAGUAAUAGUGUUGCUUCAAUUACAACUGAUUCAUUAUUCUAUUUACCAUUUUAUAUUAUUUAUAAAUUAAACCAGCAUAUACAAUAGAUCGUAUCAUCGUUUUCAUUGGUUCACAUUGGCAUAAUCUUAUGUACUGUGCAAUGACCAGGUUACAAUGGUCUUCUAGGAAUUUCAUAAAAAAUGAUAUUCACUUAUGUUUAUUUGUACUCUUUACACAUGUUUACAUGUAACUUAUUGGCUUUUUUAGCUCAUUAUUUUAAUAUUGUGAACUAAGAGUAAGAUCUAUAGUUUGCUGUUUUAUAAGUCUUUAUAGGGAACACAAAACGUAAAAUUUAUGUAAACUAUAAAUGAAGAUUACUGAAUUGUUAUAAAUAAUCCAGUAAUAUAUUGUUUAUUAUGCAUUUUUGUUUUAUCAAUGGUUUGCCUAUACAAGUACUUUUGGUUGUUUAAUUUGCUUCGGGAGUUGUGAGCUGACGUAUAUAUGAACAUGUCUCUGGGAAAAACCAGGCUUUCUUUGAAUGCUCAAAGUACUAUCCCAGAUUAGACUGUGCAGUUUGCACAGGCUAACUGCACAGGCUUAUCAGAGAUGACACUUGCCACUUUUAUUGAGUUUUUCUUUUAAAGUAAGUGUUUUCUAAACAAAGACCCAGGCUUGGUGGAAAGUUCCAUUCCUGAUUAGCCUGUGCUGACUGCACAGGACGAUCUGAUAAAUACUUUACUCAUAUGCAUUUAGCCCAAUUUUCCUAGAGACUAACUCAUAUGUGUGAUAUGUAACCUGUUGACUUCUUGACUUAUGUGAGGGGAGGUCCAUUGUACAUACCUGUAUGUAUCAAUACCUGCGUAUAUUUGGAAGAUUGGACAUUGUAUAUACAUAUACCCAUACUACAUAAAUCUGUAAAGUGAUAUGUCAACUGUGGCAUUAUUUUUUUUUAAUAGGCAAUAAUUAUUUCAUUCCUUAUCAUGCUAUAAUAUUGGUUGAUUUUUUUGGUAUUUUUGCAAUUUGGUAGUGAUUUUUUCCAUUAAAACUAACAUUAUUCCUUUCGUUUUUUAAUGUCACUUUUCUUUUAAUUCAUUCACCUUAUAAUCUUUUCGCAAAUGUCACCAUAAUUAUCAUCACCAUUAAAUCCUGGCCUGUUUCGUAAGUGUUUUUCACCAAGAUAAUCAUUACCAUUGACCUACUUGUCAUCAUUGUAUUCAUACUAAUCACUUUUAAAGUGCUCAUGUAAGCUUUAACAUUUACUGUUAGAUAAACAUAUUGUACUUUCUUUGCUUUUAUCGUCAUGUUUAGUUGUUUGUAAAACAUAUCAUGUUUCCCAAGGUUUUAUUUGUUCAGCUGAAUGCUAUGUAUAUUGCUGUAUUUUUUUCAUAAAUAUGAAUAUGGGCUGUGCUCUGUGAAAAGGUCAUUAAAUGCAUGUGCACACUCCCAGAUUAGCCUGUGCAGUCCACACAGGCUAAUCAGGGACAAUUCUACUUUUAUGAUAUUUUUGGUUUAAAUCCAGUAUAGGCAGAAAGUGUUGUACCUGAGAAGCCUGUGCACACUGCACAGGCUCAUCUGGGAUGACACUAUAUGCACAUGCUUUCAACAGCCUUUUCAUCGAGCUGGGCUCAUAUCCAGAAAUUAAGCAAGAUUAAUCCCCAUAUACAUUGCCAUGGAUUUUUCUUCCAUCUACUCUUAUUAGUUUACAUGUUUCACUUGUAGAUACAGAACCAUUUAUAUAUCCUUCAAUUCAAAUAAAAGAAUAACUUAAAUUAAAAUUUGAAAACUAUUUAUUUAUUCAUGCGGUUGUAUGCCUUUUGGCUGUUGUGAUUUCUUUUUUAAAGAACCAUAUUUUACAAGUUCAAAUUAUUGAGAGAGUCUAGCAUUUGUCUGAAGUUAAUUUGGCCAUCUAUAAUUAUUUAGUGCAAAAGUUGUGAUAAGAAUGAUCCAUUUUAGCCAAUGUGUUUGAUAAAGGAUUAAAUCAUGAAAAACAACUGUGGUUGCCUGCCAUAUAUGGUAUGGAAAAUGAUUGUUUGCUAAAAGUGUGAGCUUACAUACAUUCCUGUAGAACAGGCUAGUUUUGUUACUUAAAUUUUAAAAGGAAGUCGUUAUUUAAACCAAGUAUCAAGUGGAAUUGAAAAGUGAACAGUAAGAUUCCAUGUUAUGUUAAUGAAUCUAAAAAACUGAAAAGGUACAGUUUUAAUAAAUCAAUUAUUAAUAUACAUAUUAAAAAGAUAAAACUUUGUCAUCAUUACAUUUGCUUCAUUUUUUCUUUUUUACCAUUUUUAUGCUAUAUUGUUUAGGCAUGCUGUGUGUGUGUUAAUUUAGUUAGACAUGCUUUACUGUUGCUUACAACAUUUUUGUAACAAUAACUUCUCAUUAUAUCGCAAUGUUUUAGAUUAAGUUUUAAUUUAGCAUUUUAGUUUCUUGAUAAUAUAAUUGUACAAAAUUUAUGAAUUAUUAUAGUUUAGGUGAUUAUUUUAUACAUAUUUUCUUAUACACUUUAGCAUUGUUCACAUGGUUGUUGGAAAUGUAGUUUUAAGUGCUUAAUAGUAGAUUGCAAAUGUAUAUAAUAACAUAACAUGUUUACUUAUAUAUGCAUUUCUAAUUAAAUCUAGUAUAAUUAUGUAGCAUUAGUGGAUUUUGUCUGUUGUGAAACAAAUUUCAUAAAUUUUAUUUCAUGUUACAAUGUUAAAACAUUUUGAAUGUGAAUUUACAUAUUAACAAGCUUUAUGUUGAUAUUUUCAGUGUGAAUCGUAAGGUAUAACAUACCCACAUUUUCUAAAUGAAUGUAUGGGGAAACAUAUGAUUAUACAAACAAAAAUAAUCUAUAAAAUAUGUAAAUAAAUAUUCCUUUUUCACUUGUAGACAACUUAGUUACCCAUCAGCAGCAUUCCUACAUUAACAGAGAUGUUGCAAAACUUCACAUACAUGCUCAUAUGAGUGGCGCUUUGAGAAUAUCAUGCUUAGUGCAUGUGCAUAAAGUGUUGUCCCAGAUAAGCUUGUGCAGUCUGCGUAGGCUAAUCAGCGGAAACACUGUCCAACUAGACUGGAUUUUUGUUUACAAGGAACUUUAUUGAAAGGAAGAAUUCUAUGAUGGUUGAAAAUGUCUUUCCUUAGGUGUUCCAGCGGACUGCACAGGCUAAUCUGGAACAACAUUAUAAGCACUUGACUGCACAGGCUUAUCUUGAACAACAUUGUAAGCACAUGAAUUAAGCCUGGUUCUCCCAGAGUGCGGCUUCUUUAUAAUGCACAUACAUAAAUACAUAGCCUGCUCUCUCAUAGUGAUAUUACUGACAAGUGUGCCCCAUUUUAAGUGUCAUGUUAAAGAAUGUGUUUGUAAAUAGUGUGUGUAAUUAUGUAAAUACAGAAUAUGGUAUCACAAAAUCAUUCUCUCCACAUUGGUUUGCAGGUUGUCAGAGUCCAGGUUAAUGUUAUGCCCUCAGUGUAUGUUAAAAUUUUAUUGUUUUGUAAAAUUGUACACUCGCGAAAGGUGAUUUAACCUGGUUUGAUAUUUUUGACCAGCGUAUUUUCAAAUUUUCAGUAAUCUUGUGUAGGCAAUGCAAAGUUCUCUUUAAAACUUUUGAUACAUUCACGUAUAUUGAAAGAUUUAUCGAUAGUUUUCAAAAUGUUUAAAACAAACGUCUAAAUUGACCUGAAUACAGUUGAUAAUUUAUUUGUAAGAAUUUCUUAAUUAAAAAAGAACUUAGAUGCGUUUCUCACAUUUAAUGUGUGUACAAUUACAAUAUUGUGUCUUUGUCUUUUCCAUGAAUCAAUGUUUAUGCAUGUUGAAUUUACAGCAUGUUACGGUAUAAUACUAAACACUUUCAAAUAAUUGUCGACGUGUCAAGUUCCAUGAUACUGUAUAUAGAAGGUACAGAAGAUGUUUUUGCCAUGGAAACUCUGUAUCUUCACAAUAUAUGACCAAUGCAAUUCAUACAGUAUAUGUUAAGCGUUAAAAUGGUAACAUGUAUCAUAGAAGGAUUUUUCCUUCGAUAAGAACAAAUAAAUUGCUUUCACAAGUAAA
Molecule: messenger RNA, 7762 nt
Organism: Dreissena polymorpha
Lineage: Eukaryota; Metazoa; Mollusca; Bivalvia; Myida; Dreissenidae
Product: neurofascin-like
Exons: 20
Coding region: 766-3207 (813 amino acids)
Molecular function (GO): protein binding
Source: RefSeq, a predicted model, not a curated record